AUGGAACUAUUACCAGAAACCAAGAAAACUAAGAUCUUGGAGGCUGAAGUAAGGUUAUUAUGGCCUAAGGAUAACAUGGAAUUUAUGACUGUGGAUUCUGAGGGUGCAACUGGGGGAUUACUUUGUGUGUGGGACCCAGGGGUGUUUCAGAUAGCACAGUGUUGUAGCAGCAGGAGGUUCAUAUUGCUCUCAGGUACCUUUUUUAAUUCUUUUGAGUAUGCAAUUGUAAAUGUUUAUGCACCUAAUGAAGUGAGGUUAAGAAACAAGCUCUGGAAUAGCUUUGUCAAAUUAAAGAAGGAUUUUCCUAAACUUUGGUGCUUGGGUGGGGAUUUUAAUGAAAUAAGGAACAUUUGUGAAAGGAAAGGGUGCUCUAGAAGAGACAAGGGGAUGAGGGAGUUUAAUGAGUUCAUUGAAAGUUGUGAAGUGUCUGACAUGCCAUUGAGUGGUAAAAAGUUUACAUGGUGUAACUCAAGAGAAGGUGAAAAGUGGAGUCGAAUUGAUAGAGUAUUAGUAGAUCCGAAGUGGCUUGAGGUAUUUAACUUGAAGUUGUGGGGUUUGCCUAGGCUACUCUCUGAUCAUAGUCCUCUCCUAGUGAAGGAGGAUGGUCGGGACUGGGGGCCCAAACCUUUUAGGGUACAAAAUGUUUGGUUCCUUCAUAAAGCCUUCAAAGCUUUCUGGGAGAGCUGCUGGAAGGAGGCUAAUAUAGUGGGUUGGGCUAGCUUUAUGCUCCUACAAAGGCUAAGAACUUUGAAAGUUGGUCUUAAAAAAUGGAAUGUAGAGGUGUUUGGGAAUAUAAUCACUAACCUAGAAGCAGCAGAAGCUGACCUGCAUAAGUUAGAUCUUGUUGCUAAGGUUAGAAAGCUUGAUAAUGCAGAAAAAGCAAAAAGAAAGGAGGUUAGGGAAGAGGUGUGA
Molecule: messenger RNA, 912 nt
Organism: Camellia sinensis
Lineage: Eukaryota; Viridiplantae; Streptophyta; Magnoliopsida; Ericales; Theaceae
Source: RefSeq, a predicted model, not a curated record